Messenger RNA from Nasonia vitripennis (jewel wasp), 420 nucleotides. Its product is annotated as secreted RxLR effector protein 161-like. The coding region runs from base 1 to 420 and encodes 139 amino acids. The transcript has a single exon. NCBI's taxonomy places the organism in Eukaryota, Metazoa, Arthropoda, Insecta, Hymenoptera, Pteromalidae. The record is from RefSeq and is a predicted model, not a curated record.
AUGAAAGAGUGCAAGCCUCAGAGUACCCCUAUGGUAACUCGACAAGUGAAAAAUAGAAACAAUAAGGUCAAACUUCAUACAGAACAUUCAGAGUCAAUUGAUGAAAUUAAAAGAGUACCGUAUAGAGAAGCUAUUGGAAGCCUGAUGUACCUAGCAAAUGCUACACGUCCAGAUAUAGCGUAUGCAGUCAAUUAUCUAGCAAGAAAACAGUUAGAACCCACUGAGGACGAUUGGAAUGAUGUGAAAAGGAUAUUUAGAUAUCUAAGAAGAUCAACUGAUCUGGGUAUAAAAUUCACAUCUAAUUCAGAGCAGCUAGAAGCAUUGACUGACUCGAGUUUCAGAGAUUGCGAAAACUUAACAUCCACUGGUGGAUACGUCAUAAGACUAUUUGGUGACACCAUCGCCUGGAGAAGCCACUAG